AUGGCUUCAACAACCCUCUUCCGCCUCGCUACGCGCACUCCGGCCACCUCUUUCUUCAAGGCCGCUCCAUACGCCGCUCGUGCCAGAGUAUCCGCUGCCGUCCCUGCCCCCGUCUUCAGAGCCAGCGCAUUCAGCACCACUCCCAUGCGAUUCAGCGGUGCUCACGAGGAGGAGACCUUUGAGCAGUUCUCUGCCCGGUUCGUCAGCGCCAGCCGAUUUCCCAGACUUGAACCCAUCGAGAAAAAGAGCCAUUGCACAUCCAAUGAACCAGAAAUGCUGAUUGAAAAUAUUAUAUGGUAG
This is a messenger RNA of Trichophyton benhamiae CBS 112371, 300 nucleotides long. RefSeq lists its product as uncharacterized. The record is from RefSeq and is a predicted model, not a curated record. Bases 1 to 300 code for a protein of 99 amino acids. The transcript has a single exon. NCBI's taxonomy places the organism in Eukaryota, Fungi, Ascomycota, Eurotiomycetes, Onygenales, Arthrodermataceae.